Messenger RNA from Bolinopsis microptera, 2842 nucleotides. RefSeq names its product heterogeneous nuclear ribonucleoprotein R-like. Gene Ontology annotation, cellular component: nucleus. NCBI's taxonomy places the organism in Eukaryota, Metazoa, Ctenophora, Tentaculata, Lobata, Bolinopsidae. The coding region runs from base 74 to 2233 and encodes 719 amino acids. The transcript has 10 exons. Gene Ontology annotation, molecular function: mRNA binding. The record is from RefSeq and is a predicted model, not a curated record.
CCCAAACUUUCUCGUAAGAUGUUUUUGUAAGAUCUGACAGUAACUACGCAGAAGUCAGUCAAGACGGAGUGACAUGUAUAACAGUGACUCUGACUUAAGAAAACCAGACGAUUAUGGCGACAUUGCCGCUAAUUAUUAUGGAACAGCUCCUGCAGAUAAUUUGCGAAAUGGGAGUAAAAGUUCCGUCUCCAAAUUCAGUUUUAUGACAAAACGGGAACGUAUUCCUGGUUUGGAUGGUGCAAUGUUUCUCCCAGCUGAGUCUAGAAGUGUUGGAAUGUUUCAACUCCAGCCUCGAGUAACAAACCAUUACAAAGAAGACAUUGAUAAUGUCCCUGAUGACGUGCUUUACAGCACAGAGCAGGAGAAUGUCCAAAAAGACUCUAACAAAUCACAUUCAUUGAACGAUGAUUACUUUGAUGAGAUAGAUAGGGAGUACAAACUGAGGGCUGCAGGGAAGUCUCCUUUUAAACAACAAGACACAUUCAAUUCAAAAUUUCAAGAAAAUCAUUCGCCCACUGCAGAAAAGCAAAAAGUGGCAGUUAAUUUUAAAAAAGAAAACCGUCCUUCUAUCCCCUUAUCUGUGGAGUACGACCCAUACGUUGAUAUUGAUCUUAUGACAUAUCCACCAGUUUAUGCCAAACUGCUUAAAGAGGGAUGCAUGGAGGAUGUGGCUGAACAAUUUCUUGGGCUUGUUCAAGAUGGCAUUUUGGGUAAUGUUGAAUGGGAUUCAGAACACGGCGAAAAUUUGUUAAAGAGUGUCAGCAGAAAGUCUCAGCGCGAAGAAGAUCCAAACCUAAAAGAGUUUUUCGACGAAUUUAGGAGUGUGGAAAUAAAUCAGUCAGCUGAUAAGUUUCAUCUCUUCAAAAAGAUGUUCAGCAGGUUUUGUAAGGGGUAUAAGAACUACCGUGAGGACAAAGUAGUCCCCUUGGAAUUACAAGAUCAGAUGCGGCUUGACAGUUUUUAUCAAAGUAAUCUGGCUAAAGGUUAUAAAGUGUUCGUCAAAUCGGGCUGCAGAAGAUACUUUAAGCUAGGAGAUGAAGAAGAAGAUUAUCAUAAUGAGAGCCACCAGUUGUUUAUCGGAAGAAUCCCCAAAAACUGUUAUGAGGAUGAACUAGUCAAGCAUUUCUGUAGCAUAGGAACGAUAAAAAGUAUCGUUCUUAUGAUGGAUUCUCAGUCAAAUCUAAAUCGCGGUUUUGGAUUUUUGAACUACGAAAACCGUUCAUUAACAGAAGCAGCAGUAAAAGCUUACGACCAGAGUUACAUUAGACUUAACAAGCGCAUCGGGUUAUCAAGAGGACUUAGCCACAAUCGCUUGUUCUUCGGGGGGCUCCCUCGACAUUUAACUGAAGAUGAUCUGCUGAAGGACUUCCAAUCAGUUUUCUCGGGUGUAACCAGUGUAAUUCUUAAUAAAGAUUACAAUGACAGGUCAAAGAACCGAGGGUUUGUGUUUGUGGACUUCAAGAGUUCGCUGCUAGCUAGAGAAGCUAUGCAGAAAGCUAAAAGUGGCCGCUGCAAGAUUGCUGGUACGACCAUUACAAAUGCUGAGUGGGCCAGAGUUAUGGACAAACCUGCGGAAAAUAAUGAUGUGGUUAUCAAUACUGAGUGUAAAAGAGUUUUCAUACGAGGAUUAACUACUGCUGUCACCGAGGAGGCGAUAUACUUCAGCCUCAUAUGGCACGGGGAGAUGGAUGAAGUACGUAAGCAGGGUGACUACGCUUUUGUGACCUUCAAGACCCACGAAGGAGCACUUAGCACUGUCAGUAAACCUCCUGCUGCUAUUUCAGGUGCAGAGAUAACCAUAAAGUGGGCUACCCCCUCUAAGAGGAGAUAUAACGAUUAUACGCUACAGAAAAACAAAGGAGUGUCGUCUAUGUGGGCUCCUCCUGCAGAAUCAACUGGAAAUACUGAGUCCAAUGAACGAUGGGUGUGGAGUACAGGGAAGGAAAAGCCAAGAAAGGAAAAGUCUCACAAACGCAGGAUUUCUGAUCGAAGUGAAAAACACGAUUCCAACUCGAACCUUACAUAUAAUAAUAUAAAGAACGUGGCGGUGGAAGCUUACACCAACAACUCUUAUAAAGCCCAACUAGAGACAAAUUUCCACAAACAAAUAAAAAGUAAAUUUGACAUGGGCUUGGCUCAGUCUAAACGACUGAAGCAGAGAGCAGACAUUUUGGAUUUCUUUGGAAUGGAUGAUGAUAAGAUUCCUGUUGCUACCUUCAGUGGCUCUUACUAAUUCGCUCGCCCAAAAAUUUAACGUGACUUCGGUUUUUAUGGUUUUGCAGCCGUACAAAACGGUUUUACAUAAACCCUAAUCCCAACCCUAACCAUAACCCCGAAGCUAACCAUAACCCUUACCACAACCCUAACCCUAACCCGAGUCCUAAACAAUCGAAUUCGUGUUUUACUAGCCUGUCACGUGACCAAAACGGUUUUUUGCCGAUAUUUCUCCAGGGAAGCAUUUUAACCUUACGUCAUGGGGGUGAUUCGGAAUCAGCGUCCAUAAAUACACCGAUUUAGAUCACUUUCAUGCCCAAAGGGCCUUUUCACAAGAAAUUUCUUAAAAUUUGGGCGAGCGAUUUAGUAGGAGCGACCUUCAGUAGCCAGCCUCCAUGCACCAGUUUAGAAAUGAGACAACUUUAACGAGACCAGGCCAGAACCAUUCCUGUACAAAUCUGGAUCAUACAUAUAACGAUAAAAUACCAGACAUUUUAUGAGUAUAUUAAUUAGCUGUGUUGUGAUAUUGUCAUAUUAUGCAUAAGAAUAUCAUGCCGUCGAUGUGAUCUGUGAUCACUAAAAUGAGAACUUUUUAUGGAUUUACUAAAAUUUUGUAUUGUCAAUUGUA